Molecule: messenger RNA, 4823 nt
Organism: Siniperca chuatsi (mandarin fish)
Lineage: Eukaryota; Metazoa; Chordata; Actinopteri; Centrarchiformes; Sinipercidae
Gene: rbm15
Product: RNA binding motif protein 15
Exons: 1
Coding region: 171-2723 (850 amino acids)
Biological process (GO): regulation of alternative mRNA splicing, via spliceosome
Cellular component (GO): nucleus
Molecular function (GO): mRNA binding
Source: RefSeq, a predicted model, not a curated record
GGUCGAAGGGGUGGGUCUUUACAGUAAUCUUUACAAAAUGGCGACUGUUGUUGUUUUGCCGCAGGGUCAGUGAAUAAAUCCGUUUUUUAUUUCAAUAAUUUUCUGCUAAUUUGCAGAAACUGUACUGAAAAAAACCAAGCGUCCCAAGGGUCGGCUCCGUGUGGACUGAAAUGAAAGGUAAAGAGCGGUCGCCGAUUAAAAAACGCUCCCGGGCCUUGGAUGAUAUUCGAGACAGGGGAGGAUGCCACCCGACCAGCAAGAAAAUGGGGGCUCUCUCCGUUUCCAGUGGGAGUAAUAAUGGAAAUAGCUCGACCAAAGGCGACGGCGGCUCGACAAGAAGGAGUCUGCUAGGUGAAAAAAGAGACAGAGAUUUCGACGGUCAUAGUCGGAUUGGAAAUAAUCACAGUUGUCAGUCUUCUGCUGCUAGCUCCGUCGGUAAAAACCACAACCUGAGCCUGACGCUGGAUUUAGCCUCACCGAGGACCACUUCACGGGGGGAGCAGCGGGUUCAGCCACCCAGCGCCGAGAGUGAGUACAAAACCCUCAAAAUAAGCGACCUCGGCACCCAGCUGAGCGACGAAGAUAUAGAGGAUGGACUCUUUCACGAAUUUAAAAAAUUCGGAGAUGUGAGCGUUAAGAUAAGCCGUAGCAACGACGAACGGAUAGCGUUCGUGAAUUUCAGGAAGCCGGAGGACGCCAGAGCUGCUAAGCACGCCAGGGGACGGUUGGUGCUGUACGACCGUCCGCUAAAAAUUGAGGCAGUGUACAUAAACAGGAGGAGAAGCCGCUCCCCUGUGGAGAGAGACUUGUAUGGUGCAGCUCAGAGCCAUAGACAUUUGCAGAGACCCCUCUCGCCCACCGGGCUUGGAUACAGAGACUAUCGGCUGCAGCAGCUGGCCUUGGGACGUCUCCCCCCUCCUCCGCCGCCCCCUUUGCCCAGAGAACUGGAGCGAGACAGGGAGUUUGCCCUGUUUGAAGCCAGGGCACGUCCGGCUUUCAUUACAGAGCGAGCAGCUUUUCGUGAGGAAGAUUUUAUAUCUCCAGAAGAUGACCAAAGAGCCAAUAGGACGUUGUUUUUAGGCAAUCUGGACAUAACUGUUACAGAAGCAGACCUGAGGAGAGCUUUUGACAGGUUUGGGGUCAUAACAGAAGUGGACAUUAAAAGACCUACAAGAGGACAAAUCAGCACAUAUGGAUUUCUGAAAUUUGAGAACCUUGACAUGGCUCACCGUGCUAAGCUUAGUAUGUCUGGCAAAAUAGUGGGCCACAACCCCAUAAAGAUAGGCUAUGGGAAAGCAACUCCCACCACACGCCUGUGGGUGGGUGGACUUGGACCUUGGGUUCCUUUGGCCGCCCUGGCAAGAGAGUUUGAUCGCUUUGGCACUAUAAGGACCAUUGACUACAGAAAGGGGGACACUUGGGCCUACAUUCAGUAUGAAAGUUUGGAUGCUGCACAAGCGGCAUGCACACACAUGAGGGGCUUCCCGCUGGGAGGCCCAGAGAGAAGACUUAGAGUGGACUUUGCUGACACUGAGCAUCGUUACCAGCAGCAGUUCCUGCAGCCUCUCCCAAUACCACCUUUUGACAUGGUGGCUGAGUCUUUUGUUCACCGAGCCACUCCUGAACCUCUGAGGGUCAGGGAACGAACUCCACCGCCGCUUCACUUCAGGGAGAGAGAGCUCUUUCCUGGAACUGAGUGGCCCAACCCAGCUAUUCGUGAUCGGGUACGUGCCUCACCCUUUGAGCCUCUGGAGCACUUGGAACGUGAGCGGCGAGCACGGGAGCCCUGGUCUUUGGAACGAGAGCUGCAGGGACGAGAACCUGCACGCAAGCGGCGUGUAAUGGAGGAUGGACGCCAUGUAGACCACUCACCUGACAGCACUGAGAGGACAGUAAGACGUAGACGUGCUUCUCCAGAUGGUAGUCCUGGAGGUAGCAGCAGAGAUGGAGGACGCUUCAGUGACUCAGAGCGCCCUCUGCGGGGCGAGAGACCCUCCCCCACCCGAGAACAUCACAGCAGCCUGGAAAGAGGUGGGGCUGAACGGAGGCUCAAAAGCCAGAGUCUCUCUGACAAGGGACCUUCAAGCAGCAGCGUUUCAGCAGUUGGAGAGCGUAAGCGCAAAGCAGGCGAUGGUGGUAAGGGGCCGACCAAGAGAGAACGUUCUGAGAACAGUUCCAAGGGAGGCCAGCCGUCCAAACCAGAUGGCACCAAACUCAGUUUGGCCUGGCAUGGUAUGCUGUUGCUCAAGAACAGCAACUUCCCAGCCAACAUGCACCUGUUGGAGGGCGAUCACAAUGUAGCCAGUGACCUGCUUGCUGACGGCACAACAGGGAGGCAGGUGAGUGAGCUAAAGAUCACCCAGCGUCUCCGUCUGGACCAGCCCAAGCUUGACGAGGUGUCCCGGCGCAUCAAGGUGGCGGGUCCCGGCGGCUAUGCCAUCCUGCUGGCAGUUCCUGGGACCACAGAGGAUACAUCUUCGUCUGACCCUGCCCUCUCAACUCAGCGGCCGCUUCGCAACCUGGUGUCCUACCUCAACCAAAAACAAGCAGCUGGAGUCAUCAGCCUACCUGUGGGAGGAAGCAGAGAUAAAGACAACACGGGGGUUCUUCAUGCUUUCCCUCCCUGUGAUUUCUCCCAGCAGUUCCUGGAUUCCUCUGCCAAAGCUCUGGCUAAUAGUGAAGAGGACUAUCUGGUCAUGAUUGUGGUUCGUGGAGCAUCUUAAAAAAAUCAGAACACACUAAGUUCAAGUGGUGUUAAAAAAAAAAAAAUCUGCUGUAUGUCAAUAACUAUUGCAUGCUGUGUUCUGCAUUAGGGGGUACACUAGUAUGGUUCUUAAGUGUUUGUAUGUUGCCAUGUAAUCCACUUAAAGGACAAACAGUGCUCUCGUACAAAACUAAAAGGGUGUGUGUUUUUGAAAUUAUUUUUAAUGAAUUGCUCACAAGGUCAUAAACCUGCAGUAAUUCAGUCAGAAUACUGUAAAACACUAAAAUAUGAGGAGCAUUUGUUGAAUCAAUUUCAUUUAAGAAGAGAUAAGUCCAUAUAGAAAACAAAUUUUGGUUAAUUUACCGUUUUAAAAUCUUGGUUAUCCAGCUACUACGAGAAAAGAACUGGAACAUUUAGAAAUGCAAUGAGUGGACACAAUAACACCUCCACUACAAUAAAACCACAAACCAUGGCCACACAAGCUACAAUAUUGACACAGUUUUUACAAAAGCUGAAAAUUACAAGCUUAACAAAGGUCAUGUUUGUUUCUGGGCUAUUAUACCAUAUUGCCUUAGAUUGUAUAGGUGUUGUUAUUGUGUCUACCUGCUAUACAGGUAUUUACAUGAGGGGAAUCAGAAAACAUCCUUUUCAAAGCUUUGAAUUACAGUGCAAUAAUAUUUCUACUAUAAUCACUUUUUGAUGGAUGGAGACAAAGUUGAGCAUGACAUUUUUGAAGUUAAGGUUUUCAGUAAAGGUGUAGUGAAUGAUUUGGUACUGCAGUUACAAAGCUAAUCUCUUUGGGGAAAUGAUCCUGGUAACAUUUUGAAGGUCAAAACAUGUUGCACAACUCUUCUCCAGCGCACCACCCUCCAUUCACCAGACAUUUUUGGCUAUCUUGCCCUCCUCAGGUAACCACCCUGAUGGCAAAAAGAUAGCUUAAAAAGUUUGGUGAACGGAGUGUGGUGUACUGAAGAAGAGUUGUGCGAUGUGUUUUAAUUUUGAUGGUAUUAACAUUGAAGCUCACACUGACCUGCCUGUGUGCGUUCUCAAAGUUGGGAAAACAUUUUGAAGGUCACUAGUUAAAUGUCUCUAGAUACACCUCACACAUUUCAGUUACUUAUGUUGCGAAUUCUGUUACAAAUUACAAAAUAUUUUCAGGUUCAUGGUUUGGAUUUGAGUAUAUCUUUUAUUAAUGUGUUCCUCAAUAUUGGAACACCAAAUUGCAAGAUAGACAAUGAACUCAGUGUGUGUCCACUGGUAAAGCUAAAUUGUUAUGUCAACUUUAUGUGGAAUGCUGAAUACUAACAGAUGUGAGAUUUUUGCCCAGGGAACAGCCUAUAAUACAUUACGCAUAGCAUAGUAAAGCAAAUACUAACAUGUUUUUCAUAUUUUUUACUUCCUAUUUUAUUUUGUGCAUCCCUACCUUUAGAAAUGGUUGUGUAAUGUGAUCUAUGAAAAACUACAGUAGUAAUGGAUAAAAAGCUUAGAGAGUUUUGUGUUGUUUCAUUUAUUGCUCUGAAACCAGUAGGUCCUCCAAGAAUAAUAAUAUUUAAGUAAGAUGUUGGUACAAAGUUAAAAAAAAAUCUGCAAUUUGCUAUUAGUAAGUAGGUCUGUGUAAUUUUAAAGUUUUAGAAAUACCUUAACAGUUAAUUGAAUAAUAUUUUACUCAUGCCUGUCAACAUGUUCCCAAGGCCUACUUACCGUACUUUGUUUUGCCAUUGUAUGUUUGUCAUGCAAUAGUAACCCAUCCUGAAUUAUAAUUUGCUGAGUUUGCUUUAUUAUGUAUUGAAAACAUUAAUAUGUCGGAAAAUUGUUAUAUGUGUGACGUCACACCCACUUCAGCGGCGGACUCCUGAGGAGACGAGUGCAGAGCUGAAAACCUCUGCAGAGAAGGCUACCUAGUGUUUGUGAGUCCUCACUAAUGAGGCAGCUUUUAAGUUGUGUAUCCCAUCUGCACCUGUGAUGACUUCUGUUUUAAAUGGAAAAUUGAGCAAUGUACACUUUGAUGUCAUGGGAAAGGAAAAUCCGUAGAGCCCAUGCGAAGCUGUUCACAUACCUGCAAGUGCGUUUGGGCACUUAAUGUGACCGAUUAUCAAUAAAUUGUUCAUUUGAAGGGAAA